Gopherus flavomarginatus (Mexican gopher tortoise) is the source of this 1278-nucleotide messenger RNA. RefSeq names its product phosphodiesterase 6H (gene PDE6H). The transcript has 4 exons. Gene Ontology annotation, molecular function: 3',5'-cyclic-nucleotide phosphodiesterase activity; cGMP binding. Bases 160 to 411 code for a protein of 83 amino acids. The record is from RefSeq and is a predicted model, not a curated record. Gene Ontology annotation, biological process: positive regulation of G protein-coupled receptor signaling pathway; positive regulation of epidermal growth factor receptor signaling pathway; visual perception. Gene Ontology annotation, cellular component: photoreceptor outer segment membrane. Lineage: Eukaryota; Metazoa; Chordata; Testudines; Testudinidae.
UCCACAGCUACUGGCUCCGCCAGUUCUCUCACCCUGGGACUAUCUUUCACUGUCUGCCAGUGACAUUAGUGGCAGAGGAGCUGUGGCAAAGACUCUGGAACGUACUCAGAGACAGGAAGAUUUGAAAGAGGAGUACCUUGUGUAUACAACAACCCAAGAAUGAGCGACGCCAAUACCCUCAACACCACAGAAGUUGCAGCUGGUCCCACCACACCACGCAAGGGACCUCCCAAGUUCAAGCAAAGGCAGACAAGACAAUUCAAAAGCAAGCCCCCAAAGAAAGGAGUAAAAGGGUUUGGAGAUGACAUUCCAGGUAUGGAGGGACUUGGAACAGAUAUUACAGUGAUCUGUCCAUGGGAGGCUUUCAGCCAUCUGGAACUGCAUGAGCUGGCACAGUUUGGUAUCAUCUAAGUCACCAGAAUCACUGCUGGUGUCUUCCAAGGUUCCAGAAUGGUCUUCUUCACCAUUGACACUUAUUUUUGGCCCUUCCGUCCACCUGCUGACAUUCUGUUGAGCAUGUGCAGGGUGGCUUCAUGAGAUUCACCUAGUUCUAAACAAUUCCUUCUCAGAUUAACUUGGCAAGAAGUUAUCAGGGACCCUGAAUAUUCACCAGGCCUCAUCUGAUGAAACUAUUGGAAAUGUUUAAAUAUCUCUGUACAAUAUCCUGUCUUCCCCCUGGAGUAUUCAUGUGUGUGAAGUCUCACCUGUAUCCCCUGACUCCUAGGAUGCUGUAUGUAUGAAUUUUCACCCUAUAUGCCCGCUCUGAGUUACUUGAGAUACUGUCUGUAUGUGCCUAUUUGAAGUCUUAUCCUGUAUUCCCACCCUUGACCCUAUAAAAUCUAACUCUGAAUUAAACCCAUCGCCCACUCUCAGGACACUCAAGCUUUCCAUGUGUAUGUGAAGUCCAACAGAUGUGGAUGAUAUUUCCAUGAUAUCUGAGCCAGCAAUCAAUUGCUCUGUGUAUAUUCAUAGGGAACAGAGUCCUGAGAGUCACCUAUCCACCUUUCAUUAGGAAGGAGAACCCGGAGUAUCUCAUAUGAGCUCUCCAGAGGGAAUCUGCCACUAAAAUUCACCUCUCAGCCAUAGAACAGAUGGGCUUGGGAAUACUACAUCUUCCCUAUAUUAUCCACAGGUUAGUGGAGUAGUUACUAGAUUUCUGUUGCUCCAAUAAGGACAGCUGACAGCCUGAAUGUUCGAGAUCAUUAACUAAAUCUAUCACAGCACUCACUCCUUCGCUAUCCUGAGGGUUUGCCAUUCUAAUCAAGUGACUCUCUGGGU